GAUGGCCUUCCUCCUGCUGCUGCUGUUGCUGCCGUUUUGACACUGAUUAUUUUGGUAUCCCCGAGAACAUACCGUAAAGGCUUGUGUCACUUCUAAAUAGAUAGUGGGAGAGGGACUGCUUGGAGUCCUAACAAGGCAGCUAGACUUUGCUCAGAGGACUGACAGGCAGACACACACACACAAUAGCAUAAUCACUAGACAAGGUUGAUAAUAGAAAGUAGCUGUUGGCUAAUGUCGUCGCUAGCUUAGCUUUAGCUUUACGGAUAGUUAACUCCUGCAUUUCAUCAGACCAACUGGUGGCACAAAAAGGAAAAACAGCACUUGUCAUCGACUGUUUUGCAAGUCAAGGAGGCUGUCUGUGGAUAUUAAACGCUGCUAAGGCAUCUACUCGACACAGCCACAAUUGAGCAUUGAUUACCUGAACUGAUCCCGGCUCUAUUGAGAAUUGUUGCUGUACAAACUCUUAUUUUGUAUCCACUACUUCAAUGUAACUGCAGACAAGGUUGUAUGCUCCGUGUUGCCGCUGACCCGUCAGGUUGGCACUGCGACCCGCACCAUGAGGGCUCUGGCUCUGGGUGUUUGCUGGCCAGCGUAGACGGCGACAUGUCCCGGUGGUCCUCCUCAUCCUGAUGGACCGAGACACCUUCUCCCACAUCCGCCUGUGGUGCCCCCGCCCCUUCGGCACCUACUCCCAGAACAAAGCUAGGAGCCCAGGCUCAGGGGGCAGCGGGGGAGGAGGAGGAAGUGGAGGAGGAGGAAGUGGAGGAGGGACGGGGACCCCCAACCUCUGCAAAGCUGAGCCCUCCUCGAGGAGCGUGGACGGAGGUGAAGAUGGAGGCAUCGUAGUGGGUGUGGAGGAUGGAGAAGCGGAGGAUGCAGGGGAGGAGAACACUCCCCCCGAACCCGAGGGCUCCAUGUCGCAGAGCCAGGACCCUCUGCCCUCCUCGGACCCUCCGUCGCCGCCCUCCUCGGGGUCCCAGAUGGAAGAUGGCCGCGUGCUGUUAGACACCUGGUACGUCAUCAAGCCGGGGAACACCAAGGAGAAGAUCGCCUUCUUCGUGGCUCAUCAGUUCAGCGGGGCAGGGCAGCCACGACCCAGCACCAUGAAGGUGAAAGGUAACUGGGCGACGGACUGCAGUAAAGCCAAGAGAAGAAGACGGUGUUCCUCGUACGACCCUCCGACUCGCUCCCAGGCCUCGGAGCUGAACCUCAGCCACGAAUGCCCUCUCUCCCCCCCGAGCCCCGACGAGCCUCCUCUGGUGAGCGAGACGGACCUGCUGUCGGUGGCAGAGAUGGUGGCCCUCGUGGAGCAGAGGACAGCGAUGGCCCUCCAGGGGAUCGUGGCCGUUCAGAGUCAGUGUCCUAACGGUCAGGGUCUCACCCCUCACACUCUCCUGCGGGGCACCGUGUCCGACCCCAGCCCCAUCGUGUUCGUGUCGGACAGUUCGAGUGGCCAUCCCUCCAAAGAGUCAUCGUCCCCCAUCCAGACGGACCAGGAGCUGGAGGAGCAGCAGCAGCAGGAGUCCCUCAGGGUGGCCCAGGCCAUCGCGCACUUUGAGUCCCAGAACCAGGAGAACCGGCUCCAUCUGGGACCUGAAACAGACUCUUCUGUCCAUCCAGAGAGCGAGCGUCGGAGAGGAGGGGAGUCCGGCGUCGCUUCGCCUCCUCCGCCCCCCAGUCGCAGUCACGGCGAGGUCAGAAUAGCUUUCCGAGUGUCGAACAUGGACCCCCGGUCUCAGUUAGAGCCGGCUGGAAGGUCCCGAUGUAUGUUCAUGAGCUGUGGGGGAGGGGGGGGGAGCCAGGCGGCAGCCAGGGCCAAAGAGAAAAUCACCUGCGACCUCUACCAGCUGGUCAGCCCCUCCUCCAGAGACCCCGGGAGUCUGCUGCUGGCCGCCACCUCCGCCGCCCCCAAACCAGACGGAGACCUCCAUCACCCGGACAGGCCGAGCUGCGGCAGCCCGGACCCCACCCAGGAGGAGAAGAAGUCCUCGGGGAUGGGGAGGGAGCGAGUGACCGGCUUCCACGUGGAGGUGGUGGUGACGGGCGCUGUGGACCAAUGUGUGUUUUACGGCAAAGACAGUACGGAGAAUGUGCAGGAGGAGACGGUGUGUUUCGCUCUGCCCAGUGGAGGGGGCGGCUCCUCAGACCCUUCAUCAGACGACCCCCCUCCCGGACAGCUGUUCUUCCUGCAGCCUCCACGGGGUCCAGAGGAGGAUUUAAAAGGAACGAGUGGUGGCGUUGGGUCGGGGAUUUGCUCUUUGGACUGUGCGAACAACAACAACAACGGCGGCGGCCCCGGGGUGUCCGUCGGCUCGGGGGAGCGACCGGAUUCUCCCGUGGACGACUGCUCGGACCCCUCGCUGUGUCGCCUCUACCGCCACGUGUCACAUGACUUCCUGGAGAUCCGCUUCCAGAUCCAGCGCCUCCUGGAGCCGCGGCAGUACAUGCUGCUGCUGCCCGACCACAUCAUGGUGAACAUCUUCGGAUACCUGCCCACGCGCUCGCUGGCCGCCCUCAAGUGCACCUGCCACUACUUCAAGGUGCUCAUCGAGAGUUACGGGGUUCGAGCGGUGGACUCGCGGUGGAACCAAGACCCUCUGUACCGCGAGGACCCGUGCAAGCAGUGCAAGCGGCAGUACGAGCGCGGGGACGUUUCUUUAUGUCGUUGGCACCCCAAACCUUACCACCACGACCUGCCUUACGGACGCUCCUACUGGAUGUGCUGCCGGCGGACGGACAAAGACACGCCGGGCUGUCGGGUCGGGCUCCACGACAACAACUGGGUCCAGCAGCCGGCCGACGGCUCGCAGCCCAUUCGCACCAAGAGGGAGGACAGGAGGGAGGAGGCCAGGUAGAGAAAGGGGGGAGUACUCUUAGGAUUACGGAGAGGAAUCAGCACUCCAGGACUAUUGUCUUUGCUCCAGCACUCCUGGCCUGUCAGUGAAGUGGUAAAGAAGGAAGAGAGGUGUAUCACUCUCCUUGCCUUUUAGUUUUUUCAAGCCCUCCAGAAUCCCUCUCCUCCAGAGUGGCACUUACUUUAAAAACCAGGGUUGGGGUCCCCUCUGUCAGCCCUCUCUUUCUGCCUCUUACUCAUCCGGGUGUUUCCUGUCUAACUCCACACACGGCCGUUGAAGGUCAUUCACGUGAAAGAACUUUUUGCAGUGUAUUUGAUUGAGAUUAGCAUCCAUAGUGACGCAUAGAAAUGUAUCGCCCUAGAGCCUGCUUACUGUUCCCAAAUACUCGUUCUGUGUUCUGUGUAGUACCACAUGUGAGCUGUACGACGGUGCUUCAAUGAAAUGAGCUGUACCCAAGUCCCAGCAGAUGUAAAAAGUGGAUGUGGAAUGUGCCGCUCUAGAAAUGUGAUUGUAUAAAGCAAACUUGAGUUCUCCGUUGUACAAGACGCCAUUUUGUACCUGUCCUGCGCCAUGCGUUUCUACUUCUCUGAAUGUGCUGUAACAGUGUACUACGUUUGAUUAGUCCCCUGAUAAUGCUGCUGAAAUCAUUGCCUGUGUCACUGACGUUAUUAUUAUUGCUGAAAUAGCCAUACCAUUUGGUUUAAUGGCGGGCACAGUUCUCGUCGUUGUUUCAGAGCGGACCCUAACCUUGAGACCAGUGGGAUUGAAAAAAGAGAAACUUGAUGGCCUGAUGUCACUUUGUAUGGUUUGAUUGACUUGCUUGUUUGCCAUUUUGUUUGUUUUUGUUUGGCUGUUUUACUGAGGUGUGUGUGUGUGUGUCAGAGAAUGUUUGCUGUCGUUUGCUUUUAUUCUUGAGGACUGUGUUCUCCCUGUAAAAAGUCUGUCAUCCAACUGCAAAGAUGUAUUUUUUGUUUUUUUGAAAUACUCCAUCUUUGUUUCCACCCCCUCUCCUUCCUGUCCUGCAUUGCGGCCGAGGGCAGUGUUUUCCAAAGCCGUUAUCCAUGCUUCGAAGCGGGUGAAACCAACUACCACAGAAACUCUCCACACCAGCUUCCAGCCUUAAAAACCCUUUACCUCUUACCCCCCCCCAUUGCAGGAGAUUGAGGCGUCAGAAACCUCACGUACGAUGAAGAGUUUUGGGAGUUGCACAGGACCCUGUAGUUGGCUAGAUUUCAGACUCCACCCAUAACUCUGUGUGUGGGAGUGUAAGACGGACAGUGCCUGGUGGCGCUGCUGACUCUUCAUUCUUGUACAAACCCCCCCCCCCUCUUUCCCUCUCCCUUGCUGUAAAACCCCUGCAAGCUCACAGACUGGACGUUUAAGGACUCGUAUGGUGAAUGAUGCUGAAACGGUGCAUGGAGGUGGGCGGACGGUCGGGUAUUCAUGGGAGAACUCAGUCGGUUCCAGACAUGUACAAUGCUAAUGGGAAAUAUCUGCUUAAAUAAAAACAGAAGUGAUGAUUAAAACUGGAAAUCUGAAGCGC
This is a messenger RNA of Gymnodraco acuticeps, 4398 nucleotides long. RefSeq names its product F-box protein 46 (gene fbxo46). The record is from RefSeq and is a predicted model, not a curated record. Lineage: Eukaryota; Metazoa; Chordata; Actinopteri; Perciformes; Bathydraconidae. Gene Ontology annotation, molecular function: protein binding. The transcript has 4 exons. Bases 630 to 2855 code for a protein of 741 amino acids. Gene Ontology annotation, biological process: intracellular signal transduction.